Messenger RNA from Setaria italica (foxtail millet), 1084 nucleotides. Its product is annotated as non-specific lipid-transfer protein-like protein At2g13820. The transcript has 3 exons. NCBI's taxonomy places the organism in Eukaryota, Viridiplantae, Streptophyta, Magnoliopsida, Poales, Poaceae. The record is from RefSeq and is a predicted model, not a curated record. The coding region runs from base 228 to 869 and encodes 213 amino acids.
GUUCGCAGCAUGCAAACCAAUCCAGAGUUCCAAACUCCCACACCAAAGCGAGUUAGAUAGACCGGCCCAUCCACCUGGUGAGGCACACAAGCUUUUUCCCCCAUUUUUCGCAACCGUCCACAGUAUAAACCACCGUCGCCACUUGAUCCCUUCCCGUCUCGUACAACCGCACCUCGUCUCGUGUAAUCGUAGUGGUCCCUACCGAAGACACCUCGCCGCGUCCCGUCAUGUCGUCGUUGCGGCAGCUCCACCCGGUGACCCUCGCCCUCGCCGUCAUGGUCACGGCGGCGGCGACGCUGUCCGCGGCGCAGCAGCAGCCGGAGGCGUUCCCGGCGCUGCCCAGCUGCCCGCCGGCGCCGCUCAGCCUGUCGCCGUGCAUCGGCUACGUCUUCGGCGUCAGCUCGGCGACGCUCACCGACUGCUGCUCCCAGCUCCGGAGCUUCCUACAGGCGCAGGCGCCCUGCCUCUGCGCCGCGUCCAAGCUCGCGCCCAGCCCCGUCGGCCUCAUCCUCGGCCAGGCCCAGACCAUCAUCCCCAACGUAUGCCACCUGCCCAACCCAUGCGACGCUGACGCCGGCGACGGCGAGGGAUCUGCUUCGCCUCCGUCCGAGACGACGACGACUCCGGCAGCCACCACGCCUGCAACCGAAGAACCGUCGUCGAGCACGGCGGCGGCUGAUCCAGACGCGUCGGGUGCGUCACCGGAACCGGCCGAGGAUUCUCCUGCCGCCGCAACGGCGCCGGCCGGCGCCGGGUAUAAGCUCCCACAACUGCUGCAUGCAGCGGGCGCCACGAGGUCCAGAGGCAUGGCUGCUGGCACUGUGUUCAUCACCGUGUUUCUCGCUUCAGUUGCAACCCUGUCUGUGUAGCUGUAACUUGCUAAGUUGCAAUAAAAACGUGUUUGCUCUACGGAAUCUACAAUGCAGCAAAGCUGCCCCCGGAGGUCAAAGGAUGGUAGGUGUUCACGCAUCAGGCCGAUGCUUACAUCAGAGCAACUGAAGCAGAUAAUUCUUACAAGAUCCAAUGUAAACGUUUCUCGCACACUUGCUCAGAAAAUAACAUGGCCAUAAAAACAUUCUCUUCA